CGUGCCGGGAAGGCGUCUCCCCCCGUCGUCGGCGGCGGCGCCGGACGGGCAACGCAGACGAGCGCAGGAAGCCGGCCGCCGAGGAGCGCCGGGACCCAUGGAAGCGCCGGGGUGCCGGCCGCACAUCUCGCGGCUCUACCCCGAGAUCCUGGCGCUCAUCUUCAGCUACCUGGACGUGCGCGACAAGGGCCGCGUGUCGCAGGUGUGCUCGGCGUGGCGCGAGGCCGCCUACCACAAGUCCGUCUGGCGGGGCGUCGAGGCCAAGCUGCACCUGCGCCGCGCCAACCCGUCUUUGUUCCCGAGCCUGGUGCGGCGGGGCAUUCGGCGCGUGCAGGUGCUCAGCCUGCGCCGCUCGCUGCGAGACGUCAUCCAAGGUGUGCCCAACCUCGAGGCGCUCAACAUGAUCGGCUGCUUCAACCUGACCGACACCUGGCUGAGCCACGCCUUCGUGCAAGACGUCCACUCGCUGUCCGAGCUCAACCUGAGCAUGUGCAAGCAGAUCACAGACAACAGCCUGGGCCGCAUCGCGCAGCAUCUCAAGGGCCUCGAGCGGCUUGACCUGGGCGGCUGCUCGAACGUGAGCAACACGGGCCUGCUGCUCGUCGCCUGGGGCCUCAAGAACCUGCGCAGCCUGAACCUGCGCAGCUGCCGCGGCGUGUCGGACCCGGGCAUCGGACACCUGGCCGGCAUGACGCCCGAGGCGGCCCACGGCACGCUGCGCCUGGAGGCCCUGUGCCUGCAGGACUGCCAGAAGCUGACGGACGACGCGCUGCGCUUCGUCAGCCUCGGCCUGGCAGACCUGCGCAGCCUGAACCUGAGCUUCUGCGCGAGCGUGACGGACGCCGGCCUGAAGCACGCGGCGCGCAUGCCGCGCCUGCGCGAGCUCAACCUGCGCUCGUGCGACAACAUCUCGGACCUGGGGCUGGCCUACCUGGCCGAGGGCGGGUCGCGUCUGUGCGCGCUCGACGUGAGCUUCUGCGACAAGGUGGGCGACCAGGGCCUGCUGCACGCCUCGCAGGGCCUCUUCCAGCUGCGCAGCCUCAGCCUGAACGCCUGCCCCGUGAGCGACGACGGCAUAGGGCGCGUGGCCCGCUCCCUGGGCGACCUGCACACGCUGCACCUGGGCCAGUGCGGCCGCGUGACGGACAAGGGCCUCAGCCUGAUCGCCGACCACCUGAAGCAGCUGCGCUGCAUCGACCUGUACGGCUGCACCAAGAUCACCACCGUGGGCCUGGAACGGCUGAUGCAGCUGCCGCACCUCGGCGUGCUCAACCUGGGCCUGUGGCAGCACCAGCUCCACCAGCAGCACAGCCCGCCCAGGCACAUUCGGUGACAGUGCGCGUCGCUCAAAGUGGUGCCCAAACGCGGGUGCCGUGCUCAACUCUGGAUUAAUGGGUGCCGGCUGCAGCGAGCGGUCCCGUAAGUACGCCGCCCCCGCUGCUCGGACUGGCGCCACCCGAUUCUUCCCGUACGUGCCACAACCUCCUGUACAUAGUGUACAUAAUGUUAACGCCUCUUGUACAUACUUACGGUUGUACAUACGAGUCAUUGCGAACGUAACGCUAGUAAAGUUUGUUUUCAGAAAACAC
Ixodes scapularis (black-legged tick) is the source of this 1589-nucleotide messenger RNA. It is a transcript of the gene Ppa, whose product is annotated as F-box/LRR-repeat protein 14. The transcript has a single exon. Gene Ontology annotation, biological process: SCF-dependent proteasomal ubiquitin-dependent protein catabolic process. NCBI's taxonomy places the organism in Eukaryota, Metazoa, Arthropoda, Arachnida, Ixodida, Ixodidae. Gene Ontology annotation, cellular component: SCF ubiquitin ligase complex. The record is from RefSeq and is a predicted model, not a curated record. Bases 98 to 1333 code for a protein of 411 amino acids. Gene Ontology annotation, molecular function: protein binding.